Phyllopteryx taeniolatus (common seadragon) is the source of this 5816-nucleotide messenger RNA. RefSeq names its product ST3 beta-galactoside alpha-2,3-sialyltransferase 3b (gene st3gal3b). The record is from RefSeq and is a predicted model, not a curated record. Gene Ontology annotation, molecular function: sialyltransferase activity. Lineage: Eukaryota; Metazoa; Chordata; Actinopteri; Syngnathiformes; Syngnathidae. Bases 384 to 1559 code for a protein of 391 amino acids. The transcript has 13 exons.
AGGGGUUGGGAGAAGGAGGACGCGGUGGUGGUAAAUCCUAAUUUACCGAGACGCCUCAUGUGACCAACGGUGACAGUCUCGCCGCUAUCCCGGCGUGGAGGACGUGCUUGUUGCCCCCCCCCCCUCCCCUCAGCUCCUCCACUCUUGGCUGGCUUGAUGUAUGUACGUUCGAGCGGUGGAACCAGCACGCAGUCUUCGUCUUUUUCUUCGUUUUGUCGAGCCCUCGGGUUACUUUCUCGGGUUUCGCCGUCAUGGCCUGGAGGGGAGCAAGAACACUCUCCUAUUAUCACCCCAUCCAUUACACCAAUUAGGAUUGAAGUAAGAGGCUCGGGGGAGAAGAUAAGGUGAUGACCUGGAUAGUGCCAUGUGAAUGACUGAAGACCAUGAAGCCCACACACAAGCUGCUGUUCGUCCUGUGCCCCAUGCUGGUCCUAGGCUUUAUUUACUACUCAUCGGGAAAGCUACAUCUAAACGUAUGGGGCCAGAAGCCACAGCUUGAUGCUGAAGUGACAGCUGUAAUCCUCACUAACGGCAAUGAAGUGAAAAGAAUUGCAGAGCUGGAAACGGAUAUCUCCGUGGGACGAAUAGUAGGCUCAGUGUAUGACAAGCAGGGCUUUUUGCUGCAGUUAGACACAAAAUUGCCACCGGAGUUGGCAUACAAGUAUGGCAAUCUCAGCGAAGGCGUGUGCAAGCCAGGAUAUGCAGCAGCCAAAAUGACAACGAUCUAUCCAAAGUUCAGGAAAGCAGCGCCCAUGUUUCUUGACCAAAACUUCAAACGUCUCGCAAAAGUCAGCAAUUACUUGCCUCCGUUUGGAUUCAAAACACAAGAGAGAAUCAUAGACAGCAUUUUAACUACUACCAAAAACUUUGGAUUAGGAGAUGAACUGGACAGUCUCAACUGUAAAAAAUGCAUCAUUGUGGGCAACGGAGGUAUCCUGUCCAACAAGUCUCUGGGAUCCCGUAUCGAUGACUAUGAUGUUGUGGUCAGGUUGAAUGAAGCCCCAGUGGCUGGCUACGGGAAGGAUGUAGGGACCAAAACUACAAUGAGAAUUACCUACCCAGAGGGAGCUAUUCAGAAGCCUGAACACUACGAAAAGGAUUCACUUUUUGUUUUUUCUGCUUUCAAACCACUGGACUUCAAGUGGUUAAGACAGAUGGUCUUGAAAGAGAGACUGCGAGGUACAGAGGGUUUUUGGAAGUCCGUGGCCCAGCAUGUCCCUCGUGAGCCCAGCGAGAUGAGAAUCCUCAACCCCUACUUCAUCCAGGAGGCUGCCUUCCAGUUCAUAGGCCUGCCCUUUAACAAUGGCAUAAUGGGAAAAGGGAACAUUCCAACUUUAGGCACGGUUGCCAUAACAAUGGCGCUGCAUAACUGUGACGAGGUGGCGGUGGCCGGCUUCGGCUAUGACAUGAAUGCGCCUCACGCACCCCUCCACUAUUACGAGGCCGUCAAGAUGUCUGCUAUCAAAGAGUCAUGGACGCACAACAUAUCUAAGGAGAAGGAGUUCCUGCGCAAGUUAGUGAAGGCCAACGUCAUCGCGGACCUCACCAACGGCAUCUGAGCAUACGGCCAUCUAUUCUCCUUCCCCAUGGACUACCGCACAGGAAGCCGGGGAAAGGGCAAAAGAACCCCCAAAUGUCCAGGUGGCCUCCACAAUGCAAGGGUUAUCAUAUCAAAGGAGAUUGCUUUCAAAACUAAGUUUAGUGGUAACGUGCACACACGCGUGCCUUCUGAACCAAAGACGCCGAUUGAUUGAAGCACGAGGUAACGGGGGGGGACGACUGGAGCCACCCACUUCCUGUCUGAUGCGCUGACACCUUUACAGCGUUUAUCACUUUAAUAUCCGGUAUCACACCAAUGACGUGACCUGCAGAAGUCGGGCAAAGUGGAACAAAAGUGGAGACUGUGCAGGGACGGGCUGAGUAUUAGCAGUGCCAAAUGUACCUCGAACGGAGGAGAGGUGGCGCUCCUCUCCUUUUUCCUGCCUGAAUGUAUUCACUUUCCUCAAUGUAAAUAGCAAAAGAUUUUUACUUUUUAACGAGCUGCUGCAGCAGCAUCCUGACCAUCCCUGCCUCUUUUCCCACAUUUUGCUUCUGUCCAUUUUCUUCACACAAGCCGAUGACACUGUAUGUUGACAGAAAAGAAGUCUCGUAUAGUUUGCACUCGAGGCCAUAGCUCCCCUCUAAAGCCCCUUAAACUCUCAACAGCUCUUUAUUUGACAUCCAGUGGUGAUUAAAAUUAGAUUUGUUUCAGCAGUUUUUUUUGUUUGUUUUUUAAUAUAAGUAAACUUCAAUUCCUGUUUUAGCAAUAUUAUAUUUGGGCUGAUUAAUUUAGUGUUCCCCAACUUUUGUUAAGCAAAGGCACAUAUACAAAUCUGUCACACCACCAAACAAAAAUGCUCAUUUUAAGGCCAGCUUAGUUCUCACUUAAGUCCGUUUCCAAGUCAAUACAGGCUGAAAUCAAUUUAAUUUAGACUAUGACGUUACAUUUGAAAAAUAUCAUGGCACACGGCCAAACAGAAAUGUUACCAAAAGUAUAUAUACUGAUAUAGUGUUUGAACACACCUCAAUCUACCCACAAAUUUAUUUACUCUGUGAAAUCUUUGUUGUAUGAAAGACAAAGGUGGAUAGAAAGGUGAAUUGUACCUUCUGCCAUCUAGUGGAAGAGCAUUUAAUUGUUCUGCCUGUCCCUAUAUGUCGCUGGCAUUGAUAGAUGAACAAAGAUACAUCAUUUAUAGUAAACUAUUUUUAGACCAAUUAAGUGACAUUAGAUCAUUUCUUGUGGAACAGUGGUUGGGAAUCGCUGCUCUGAGUGAAAACAAGGAGAAGCAAAUUAUUUCUAUUGGAGAAUCAAUAUUCUUCAGCUUGUCAUCCCUAUAAGGUGAACCCCAAUCACUUCCAUCUGGACACUUGAUUUCUCUCAUGUGCGUGUGUGCGCAUGCGUUUCAGUUUGCAAGUGCGGCGGCCUGCUACUGUCUGCAUCGCCUCGUCUGGGUCGGUGGACUGAAUGUUGAAGCCAUCCUACCCGUUGCUGCAGAUCUCAUCGUGCUAGAGAAAUUUGAGACACUUUUUGAUUGUUGAAAAAAUAGAUAUACAUUGUUUUCAUUAUUUAUUUAGUUACGGAGACCCAGCGUUUGGAUCACAGGCAGGCCUGCUUUCUUUUCUCGUCGCGUUCUGAGGAAACCUAAAUCUGUUUGACUUGACCAUUGUGUGCUUUGUCUAAGAUUACAACAAUUUGUAUGGCAAAAGCAGCGUUACAAUCCGGGAAUUAUUCAGUUUGUUUCUGUUACAAUCUAAACCCCUCUUUGCAUCCUCUUUUCAAAUCACUCAUUGACUCCGAAGUAUUUCGUACUGCGACGGGUACUAUUUCAAUAUAACACAAUCAACAAUAUCAAGGCAGGAAAGUUCAAAUGCAGUGUAGCCUUGAGAUACGAGUGACCCGAUUUGAGUUUUUGAGAUACGAGCAAUCACGAUUCUUCACUUUGACUUGUCAGCAGUGAACUCAGUCCCACUCACUUCACAAUAAGCAGCAGUCUUGGAACAAAUUAAACUCGUAUCUCAAGGCACCACUGUAUUUUCACUCUGCGACAUGUACUAUAUUAAUAUAACAUAAUCAACAAUCCCAAAACGGGAAUAAUCCAAUAGUCCAAAAAUAUUCCAAAUAUCUGUUUGCCUUCCAACAUGAAUGACAUAAUCAGUUUUGUAAUCCAUGUGCUUUUGAUAGUUUUGGAAAUCUCUCGAUUUUGUUUCUUUCGCUCUCAGGUGGCUUUUCACCUCUUUUCUGUAUAUGCUCCUCCUCCGGAAGUGCAUACAUACUGUAAAGGCACCCGCGCUUAGAUCCCAGAUUGUUACUCUGAAAUUAUCGCAUCAAAUGGGACUUUGAGAGAGCUCUUAGCAGGCGCUCACAAUGCCUUACGUUUCAUCUUCUGGAAACUGCAACGAGGAGAAGCGCUGCUGUUCAACUAUGAGCAGUCAGCUGCACGUUAUUUGGGAGAUUUGGGUCCGGUCCAUUUCAUAUCUGCUGUGUUAUGUGUGCACGUACGUAUGUAGAUCUGAUUUAGGAACACUUGAAGACACUGGUUGUCUUGGAUGUAUGUUUUUUUUUUUUUAAAUCUGCAUAGUCACUUUCUACUUGCUACUGCUGUAAAAUACAAAAUACCCUUCUCACAAAAAGUUCCAAGGUCCACUUGGAUGCCUUUCUGUAACUCCUCCAGUCUCUAUCAACCUGCUGAUGAUAUGCUGACAUUCUAUACUCUCUCUGAGAACAUGUUUGUGGGGCUGCAGACAGGAUGUUCUCAGAGGAAAGUGGUAAUAGCUUAGUGUCAUCAGCAGGUUACAACAGAGAGGCUGGAAGAGUCACAGAAAGGCAUAGAAGUGGAUGUCCUUUGAAAUGUUGUGACUUUGACAUUCAGUCCUGAAAUAUUAGGAAAAGGUACUUGUCCUUUCAAAGGAUAAGAUUAGGUCAAAUUAAGUUCACGAUUGAUGGAUCUAGUGCAGUUUAGGUUCAUCCUAAAAUAUUUUGAACUUUUUGUGAGUUGCGUAUGUGCUCGCCAUGAGUCCUAAUAGAGGGUACUCAUUUGGAUGCAUUUGUUUUAAAGGGGACAUAUUGUGCAUUUUUUUUUUCAUAUUUUGAAACAGUUACCAGGUGUAAUUACAUUUUGUCAUUUUACCCAUCAAGAAGCACACUUACCACUAUUUGUCUUGCUGAAAUUAUUUGGCCCGGCAAGAACCAUUUCUUUGUUGGGCAAAUGGCAAGUACGGCUUUUGAUAUGGGUUUCCUGACGAGAUUACUGCAUUUUCACCCGCGGAGGCAGCACUUCAUCCACUGAGCAGGCAAAAGGUUUCUCCAGUGUGUUUUCUCAUAUGCUUUUUCAAAACUGACUUGUAGAGAAGAAAAUUCCCACAGUGAGAACAUUUCCAGCAUUUGUUGUCAGUGUGACCUUCAGAUUGUUCGUGAUCAUCAGUGUGAGGAGUGUGUACCAUUGUGUCGUCACUAUCUGAUAGUAGAGCGAAGACUACUCUUUAUACACUUCGAUUAGUGUGUGGAUCUGUGCAUGUAGCGCAUGCAGCAAACACAUCGCCAAACACAAAUUUGGCAAAAUUCCAAACUGCGUGUUCAGAGGCACAUUUGCAGAAAUAGGCAGAUUUACUUGUUUUUUUUUUUAUUUCACCUUUUAUUGGUGUACAGUUAUUUGUAUACAAGCAGUUGAAAGGUAAAUUUUCGAUAAAAUGUCCCCUUUAAACCUAAAAACUGUCUGAGAGUAACAAUUUGAUUCAGCAAGGCAAAGUCUUAGUUUUUGUUAUUAGGAGAGAAGCUCGAGAAAGGAGUUACUGAAAUAUUGGCAAAUGUGCUCGAUGCACAUGGGGAGCAAAACGAUGGCUAGUACAAGUAUGACAUAUUUUGCCUUGUCAAUUUUUAUUUUCAAACACGACUUCUAGUGUGACUGGUGUCCUUGAACGCACCAGCAAGAGGUUGUUUGGUCCCCUGACAUCUGCAGCACUACAUCUUGGUGCUGUGCCACUUUGGUAUCGUUACACAUCGAAGUUGGGCUGUCAAUCUGUUUGACACUAAACAGAUUUGCAGUUGAAGUGCUGUGCGGUUUUGUUUUGGUUUUGUUUUUUCCUCCCCAUGCAGUUUUCGUUCAGGUGGACCGGGCCCAAAUCUCCUUGAAGUCGAAUGUAUUCAAUCAAAUCAUGUUGAUUAUUAUUAUUAUUGUUAUUUUUCUGUAUCAUCAAUGGCAAGCAAUCAAAAAUGGUGUUACUGUCUAAAUCCAAGUGUAAAUUGCUUUCUGCGACUCAAUUAAAAGGUUUGUAAUGGA